AUGCCUCUCGAUGGAUUCAAAGGCUUCCAGCUGGUAUUUAGCCGAGCCAUCCCAAAGAUGGGAGCAAUACUCCAAACACAACCGAACUUGUGGUUGGUAAAGAUUUGUUUUCCAGGUGUCAAUGCAUACACACUUGAAGGAGCUGGUAGGAUUAUAGAAGGAACAUACAGAAGUAACAUUAAUUAUGUGAUAUCAUUACAAGAGAAACAAUCAACACCAAGCUACGAAAGAGGUCACAAAUGUGGAGGUGUAUUAAUUACUCGACAGAAUGCAUUGACAGCUGCUUCUUGCGUUCUCAAUGAAAAUGGACAACUCAUCAACGUAACCAACUUCAGAGUAUUCGCUGGGACAGUUCUUACAAAUGAUAAUGCAGAUAACGUUCGCGACAUAGCAAGUAUAACUGUCCACCCGGAAUAUAACAGGCAGACUUUUGUCAACGACAUUGCUGUUAUUACUUUACAAGCUGCUUUCCCGGAAGCAAUAAACCCCUUGCCAAUGCCGACUGGUGCAUUACUUUAUCCUCUGCCUGAGCCGUGUGAGUCCUCCGGUUUUGGAAGUCGUAAUGCAACAUCCUCUGCAAGUGCGCAAUUGAUAACUUUAUCACCAGUAAUUGCGAUACCAAGAGAAACAUGCAAUUUAGAAAUAUCACAGAUGACAAUUGUACCAAACAUGAUUUGCGGGUUGUCGGCUGGAGGUGGAUGUGUGGGUGAUCUAGGAAACCCAUUAGUAUGCAACCCACAAAGCACUCCGGUUCUCGAUGGCAUACUCAUUAGGAGCAACAACUGUGGGGCUAAUGCAAACCACCUAGAAGUGUUCACUCGAGUCUUCCCAUACGCAUCAUGGGUGAAUGAAAUUCUCUCUCCUACACCCUCUUCUUCUACACCUGCUUCUUCUACACCUGAUUCUUCUACAUCUUCUUCUUCUACAACUACUACACCUGCUCCGGGAGCGGCAUCCACGUCACAACUCGGAACUUCUGUAGCACUCAUGUUUGUAAUCAUCCAAUAUUUCAAAAUCUUUAACUAAAUCAAAGCCAAAAUAUACCAAUUGUAAAUAUUAAUGU
Spodoptera litura is the source of this 1063-nucleotide messenger RNA. The record is from RefSeq and is a predicted model, not a curated record. Lineage: Eukaryota; Metazoa; Arthropoda; Insecta; Lepidoptera; Noctuidae.